AUGGCUGUUGUGUGGCUCCGUCCUGGAACAUUUGGCAGGGAAGCUCCAAGCCAGAAGCUAUCCGGCCGCCUCUCACCAAGCAUAGGAAACUUGACGAAUCUCGAGAUUCUUUUGCUGGAGAAAAACCACAUAACCGGGACAAUCCCUCCAGAGAUUGGCAGGCUUGGGAGGCUCAUGGAACUCAACCUCUCCAGCAACCACUUGUAUGGUGAAAUCCCUUCCUCUGUGGUCCACCUUGAAAGCCUCCGCGUUGUCGGGAAUCCUCUCAUCUGCGGUGAGAAUACGGGGCAAGACUGUUCCACUUCCAGGACUGCACCGGUGCCAGCGUCCUCGCAGGCUAGUCUACCAACGGCUAAAACUAAAAGCCACAAGUUUGUACUUGCAUUUGGUUCCACGAUCGCUUGCAUCAUCACCCUUGUUUUGCAGCAGAAUUGGGAACAAUAG
This is a messenger RNA of Miscanthus lutarioriparius, 444 nucleotides long. The record is from the annotation of a GenBank genome assembly. Lineage: Eukaryota; Viridiplantae; Streptophyta; Magnoliopsida; Poales; Poaceae.